Ylistrum balloti is the source of this 1449-nucleotide messenger RNA. Its product is annotated as protein starmaker-like. Lineage: Eukaryota; Metazoa; Mollusca; Bivalvia; Pectinida; Pectinidae. The coding region runs from base 1 to 1449 and encodes 482 amino acids. The transcript has 6 exons. The record is from RefSeq and is a predicted model, not a curated record.
AUGAGUCAUAACCGGUCACACUUUGAGUGCUCUUCUACCAAUAAUGAAGUGUCACAGCAGCUUAUUAUUAAAAAUGCAUUUGACCGAUUAUAUGAGCGAAGUCCACUGCCCGAGCUUCUGCAAAGUCACCUUGGACACAGUCCGAAGAAAAGGUUCCAUGGAGCAAGCAAUGCAACGCCAUCCGACAGAAUCAAUCAGAUAUAUGCAUCUCUGAGGAAAACUAGAAAGACUGAUACUUCACUUCCUCACUCAGACCAUAGUGCUAGCUUUUCCCACAACAGCAGUUUUGCUUGUAGUUCACCACAUUUAAACAGAAGUUCGGAUUCUGUAUUCAGGACUCCAGUUCAACGCUUGGUUGACAGAGACGCAAGUUUUAACAGGGUUACAUCAGAUGUACAGUUCUCUAAUUGGAACAGAAAUAGCAAUUACAUCAGCAAAUUUUCAAAUGUUCUGGAUAAUGAGGAGAAUUUGAGACCCAAUAAAGGACUUUAUGGGGAUACAAGAGACAAGUUUAACAGAGAAUUUACAAGAGGAGCCCAUUCACAUGUUUCCCUUAGGGAAGGUAAUUGUAGAAAAAAAUUUGACUGUGAUGAUGAAAAUGGUGAAAACAUUGAAGGUGAGUCAGACUUAAAUUACAGACAGUAUCAUCAAAACAGGUACAGUUCUGUUCAAGGUGUUUGUCUAAAUUCUGACCAAUUACAAUGGAGAUAUGGCAGUGAAGAUGAAGACAAUACACGAAUGUCUGGUUGUCAGUGGGACAAGUCAAGGUCUGAUUUGGGAAUUCAGAAUGAGGAAAGGCACUUGAGUUACCAGGAAAAGGACCUACUUUCUUCCCCUGUCAUACCUAUGCAUGGGUUUGAACGCCAACCAUCUCACACUCGGGGACCUGUGAUGCCUGAUUUUAGGGACCAGAGACACCAACAUUACAAAGACUCAAGGUCAAAAGAAGAAAGUAAUAGAAGCGAAAACAGUUAUAACGAAGACAGGGAAGCAAUGGCUGAAGCUGACAAAGGAUCAGAUAAAGAGAGACAUAGCAGUGGCGGUUAUGAAAGAGCAGAAUCAGAUGGCAGUGUCAGUGACAUUGACCUUAUACCAAGCACUGAUGAUGCCACCCCACUUAGGUCCACUAACCACAACAGUGUCACAGAGAAUCCAGGCCACAUUGGAGACCAGGACCUCCAGUCUACCUCCUGCCAAGACACAGAGACUGACACAGAAGUUACUCUGGCACAUCCCGGAGCCACAACCAUGGCUGAGGAGGACACAGAAGAACAGGACAAGCAACAUGAAACAGAAAAUGACAAUGAGAGCUUGGGCAAGAAAGAUGUAGGCAGCAACGAUGGUGAUGAGGAGGAAUCAGACACCAGAGAGGAAAGUGAUGAGGAAACAGCAGAUGACACGAUAGAGGAUGGGCAAGGUUUUUGUUAUCAUUAUACUCAUGAUAUGUAG